Paramecium sonneborni is the source of this 1516-nucleotide messenger RNA. The record is from the annotation of a GenBank genome assembly. NCBI's taxonomy places the organism in Eukaryota, Ciliophora, Oligohymenophorea, Peniculida, Parameciidae.
AUGAGUUUAGAGAUUCUCGAUUAUCUCAAGCAAGAGAAUUAGUAAUUAUAAGAGCAGGUUCGCGAGCUCUAAGGAUUACUUUAAUUGAAUAAAUAAGCUUUAAAGGUCUUGAUGCCUUAAACAAGUGAUGAAUAGCAUAAGGGGUUAUUAACAGUUUUGAAGAACUUAUAAGAGGAAAAUGAAACACUACAAAUAAAAAUAGAGAAAUUAGUUAAAGAGCGAAAUGAAGCAUAAUGUGAUUAGUUGAUAAAUCAAUAAAUUACAGAAGAAGUUUAAAGAUAAGAGAAAGAUUUAGUAGCAUCAUUACAAUAAAAAAUGCAAGGAUUAUAAGAAAGUUUAAUGUCUGCUGAAAGUAAAUUAGCAAAGAUGGAAGAAUUGAAACCAGAAUAUGAUGAAGUGGCUGGAGUAGUGAUAAAAUUUAAAGAAGUUUGUGAUCCUGAUCUCAUAGGAUUAAAAAUGCAUAAUGAAAUUCAAAUGUUGAAUGAAUAAUUAUUAAUUGAAUAGAAACAGAAAUAAAAAUUAAUGAAAGAGAAAUAAAAUAUAUAAGGAUUAAAUUUAGUAAUUUAAGAAUUUUAUUUUAUUAGCGAUUAAUGAAUGAAUUAUUGUAAUAAAAAAGUGUAGCUCAUGCUGGUAAUAAACUGAUCUUCAUGAAUUAGGAUCCAGAAUAAUUAGUUGAUUUUUAAGCAAGAGCACUUAAAUUAAUAAAUAAUUCUUCUUCAUCUGAGUCUCCUUCUUCUAAAUCAUCAGAAGCUCCUUUAGAUUCAAAUUAUUCACCAAAGAUUUAAUAAUUUUAAAUGAAUUCAACAAAGGGAACAGUUAUACCUAAACUUGAUUUAACAAGAGCAAAAUAAAUACAAGAGAUAAAUGCAAAGAGAUAGAUGUAAUAAACUUAAAAACCAUUGAAUGAUAUAUAAAGCAUGGAGAGAAUUUAAAAAUUAGAGAAAGCAUUAGAUGAACUUAGAAAGAAUCAUUAAAGAGAAAUGAUUUUGAAUAAAACACUUUAAGCUCAUAAUGAUGAGUUAUAGAGAUAUUGCGAUGAUAUGGAAGUAAUUUGUAUAAAUAAUUUAAGCAUAGAAUAAAAUUACUUACAAAUUCAAAUCUUCGAUAUUAGGAGAGAGCAAAAAAGAUGAAUGCAAAUUACAAAUUUUUACAUCAGUUUUACUUAAAUCAUAAAGACUUAUUGCCAACAACAUCUUUGAGUAGCAGUCAUUAGAGAUAGACAUCUGCAAAUUAAAUUGAAGAUGAACAAUCUUAGUCUAAAUAAUUUGAUAUUGAUGAAAUGGAGAGUCCAAUUUAAAGAUAGAACAACAAUGAGCCUUAAAUAUAAUAACAAUAAUUGGUUUCAAGUGUCUAUUACUACAUGCCUAAUAAUAAGGAUGAAUCUGUUAAAUAUCUAUUAUAAACGGCUUAAUAGAUAUAUUCAACAAUUUACGAAAGAGUGAAUAGAGUAAUAUAAGAUGAACCACAAUGUAAACAUAGAUUUCGAUCAUUUAGCGAGAUCAUAAUAAAUUGAUCA